Ambispora leptoticha is the source of this 624-nucleotide messenger RNA. NCBI's taxonomy places the organism in Eukaryota, Fungi, Glomeromycota, Glomeromycetes, Archaeosporales, Ambisporaceae. The record is from the annotation of a GenBank genome assembly.
AUGCUAUUCAGAUACUCAAUUUUUCAACUUCCUUACGAACAAGGGGGGCUUCAAGCCCCAAUUAUUAGCAAUAUGCUAGAAGCAAGACUGCUUACAGUCUGGUCAAAACUCCUAUCAAGCGACUGUGGAUGGUCAAGAAUAGAACGAAACAGAAUCUCAAAUAUACUAAAGGAGAAGAGAAACAUUUCCACCUUAAAGGCUCUAACCCUCUACCCGGUCAAAACAAAAGCAUGGCCCACAGAAUGGAAACCAUAUCUGAUGGCUUGGAAAAAAAUUGAAGGAAAAAUAAACACAAAUCUAGACCUAUUAAAGAUCUUAAGAGGGACAAUCCCUAUCUCAACUAUAAUACCGGAUCAAGGGCUAAAAUGGAUAUCUGCAAAAUUAGUCAAUAACAAGAAAAAGGAUAUAUUUUGGCGCAUGUAUCACAAAGCACUUCCUCUAGGAUACCGUUUGAGGCAUAUAUCUUCAACAGAGACUGGGGAUUGUCCCUGGUGCUCAGAAGAGCUACAAACAAUACAACACUUCAUGGCAGAAUACAGAAUAAGCAAAGAAAUCUGGAAAGAAGAGUUCCGGUUCCAUCAACUCUUGAAGAAAUCUUUAUGGCAAAAACUUCACAAAUCCUAA